UCUCCAGCCUCCAUCAACAAUGGGUUCCAAAGUCCUUGUCUUCUGGCAUCCAUUUCUUCUCCCAUUUUAAUCUAAAAUACUACAAACCUUUUUUAGAAACACACCAUCUUUGAAUCUUCAGUAAACCUCUUUGAUUUUUUUUUCAUCAUUUUGUACUCUUCAUAGUCGUCAACUGCCCACUGUAUAUAUACACCACCAUAUAUAUAUAUGUAUGUAUGUAUGCAGAGGGCUCUUCAAUUUGGUAGUCAUAUACCUUGUUAGGUUUUUAUCUCUAGAGGAAAGCAAAGAGGGAAAGAAAAAACGAAAAAUAAUCUUUUUCUAACCGUUCUGCAAAAAAUUUAAGGAGCUUUGUUUAUUGUGUUUGUUGGGACAAGUUGAGGUUCUUGUCCUGUUGCUUCUGGUCAGGAAAUGGGUCUGUCUCUUUCGCUGCUCUUACCCGCUUGGAAGGACAUCUUGAAUAACUUGAAGAACUAUUUUCUCGGUAUCAAGAAACCAGUCAGGUCCCUUAGCUUUAAAGUGAGAGAUGGAGGUUUGAGAUCAAGAAGCAACAGUUUCAAGGCAGGUAUGGUCGAGAAUUUUCCGGAGCUUGAUCCAGGUGGUUCAUCAAUGGAGCGGUCGUUGAGUUUCAAAACCUGGGGAAAAUCUGAAGAGUCAAAAGCUGAAUCAGUCAACGGGGCAGAUGAAGAAGAAGAAGAAGAAGAAGUGGUCAACACAAAGAGAUCAGCUUCUAAUGAUUUGAACGGAAGAACAUGUGAAAGAAUCCAAAUAACAAAACCCACGGUUACUCUCCCUGGACCUGUGGUGUUCUUCUCUCCAAGACCGGUUACUGAACUUGAUGCUGCUGCAACUAAGUUGCAAAAGGUUUACAAGAGUUACCGGACGAGAAGGAACUUAGCAGAUUGUGCUGUUGUGGUUGAAGAGCUCUGGUGGAAGACUCUAGAUGCUGCAACUCUAAAUUUGAGCUCAGUCUCCUUCUUCGACAUUGAGAAACAUGAAACUGCGGUUUCAAAGUGGGCACGUGCUAAGAACCGAGCUGCUAAGGUCGGUAAGGGCUUGUCAAAAGAUGAAAAAGCUCAGAAAUUAGCUCUUCAGCAUUGGCUUGAAGCUAUUGAUCCACGACACCGUUAUGGCCACAACUUACACUUUUAUUACGACGUAUGGUCAGUGACCAAAAGCACACAACCAUUCUUCUACUGGUUGGACAUAGGUGACGGCAAAGAUGUUAAUCUUGAGCACCACCCGAGAACCGUUCUUCAAAAACAGUGCAUCAAAUAUCUCGGACCAAACGAGAGAGAGGGUUAUGAAGUAAUUGUGGAAAACGGGUUACUCAUGUACAAGAAAAGCGGGAUUCUGAUCGAUACAACAGAGGAUACGAAAUGGAUCUUUGUACUUAGCACUUCCAGAGCUUUGUACGUGGGGCAGAAGAAGAAAGGCGUUUUUCAGCACUCGAGUUUCUUAUCUGGAGGUGCCACAACCGCUGCAGGAAGAUUGGUCGCCCAUGACGGGAUUCUUGAGGCUAUUUGGCCAUACAGCGGCCAUUACCUCCCGACAGAGGAUAAUUUCAAGGAGUUCAUAUGUUUUCUUGAAGAGAACAACGUGGAUCUCACCAAUGUUAAGAGGUGUUCAGUGAACGAGGAAUACUCGUCAUCAUUCAAAUCAACCGAUGAUGAAUCAAAACCCGAGGAGACAAAGGAGGUCUCAGAAACCGAAGUGCAUCCGGAAACCGCUGCUUCAGACAACAAAGAAGCAGAAGAGAAAGAAGUAGCUGCGUUCGAACAUGCGAAGAGGUUGUCCUGUAAAUGGACAAGCGGUGUCGGACCGAGAAUUGGGUGUGUUAGAGAUUAUCCAAUGGAGUUGCAGUCUCAAGCGCUUGAACAAGUGAAUCUCUCGCCGAGGGUUUCUCCAGUUUCGGGCCGACUGACACCUUGUGCUCCAAUCCCGUCUCCGAGGCCUAGCCCUAAAGUUCGGGUCUCUCCUCGGCUUGCGUACAUGGGAAUUCCGAGCCCUAGGGUUAGGGUAAGCUGUUAAGGGCAUUCUUGAGUUGCUCAGCAAGAACUGCGAAAUGGUUUUGGUGGGUUCAGUUACUUGUUGGCCAAGUUAAAGUGGCAUGGUGAGGAAAUCAGCUCAUAUACGCAAAACAAUUUUUAGGUUAGAAGAGUCUGUAACUUCACACGUUUCUUUCUUCUUUGAUUCAAAUCCCGUGGAAGGUCCCCUUCUCUCUCUUUUUUUUUUCUUUUCA
This is a messenger RNA of Tarenaya hassleriana, 2239 nucleotides long. Its product is annotated as IQ domain-containing protein IQM1. NCBI's taxonomy places the organism in Eukaryota, Viridiplantae, Streptophyta, Magnoliopsida, Brassicales, Cleomaceae. The transcript is spliced from 9 exons. Bases 409 to 2028 code for a protein of 539 amino acids. The record is from RefSeq and is a predicted model, not a curated record.